GAAAUUGUUUAUAAUUAGUAUUAUUAAGAAAGCAAUUAUUACAGUCUGAAAAUGUUAAUAUUAUAUAAGAUAUAAAGAUACUCACUCGAAAAUUUAUGCAAAAUGGAUUCAAUUCAAGAAAACAUAUUAAGAGGCUUGCAGCAAUUAUUUGAGGUAUUAAAAACAGAAGCAGAAAUACAAAUAACUGAAAUAAUCAAUGUACCGAGAUCCGGUCCAACAAUCACAGAGUUAUCAAAAACUCCAGACAAUGAAAUUUCACAGAGAUUUUCUCCUGAAACACCUUACACGACUGAUCAAAGCUCAUCAAGAUUUAAACUAGAACUUACGGAUAUAGAGCAAAUGGAAGAAGAAAUCGAAAGAUUGCAAAAUUUUUUUCUAAAUACUAGUAGAGAAGUAGACGAGUUUUUAUAUAGCUAUGAAAAAAGAUUAAAUGAAAUGCAUGACUCUGCAGAAAAACUUUCAAGCUUUUUAUCGCCUACAGGAACUCCAAAAAGAACUACAGGUAUGGAAAUACUCUCGGGAGAAAAAUCAUUGUUGGACCAAAAUGAAACGCAAACAUCAAGCGGAAAUAAAGUAAUAUUUCCAAAUUCCUCACUCGAACAGUAUACGUUAUCAGGAGGAAGCCCUUAUUCAAAUCUUCCAGAAUUAAAAAGCAUUUCAACAGGAUCACUUUCUAUGGCUCAAAUUGUCGGAAAAUCAUCUCCAGAAACUGGAAACACUCAAAAUAUCGUAAGAUAUGUUAAGGUUACUAAAGAACAGAAAAGUCCAAUUGAUGCAAGAUCUACAGAUGUAGAAACUAUCCCUAAAUCUGUCGUUUCUCCGCAAAUUCGUGAAAAUAAAGAAACAACCGUACAAUCUAUCAGAAAACCAAUUACAUCUAUGCAAGUACCGCAACAUUCAGGACCUAUUAAAACUUCUCCAGAUAAAAUUCUAAGUACUCGUCCGCCUCUUAGUGCCAUUGAAAGAGUAGGACCAAUUCCAAAAUAUUCUGUCUCGCCAGGAACAUCCGCUGACGUAAAAAUUAUUCCAGAUUCAAAAGUAUCUAAAAUUAAUGGAAAAUCUUCUAAAAUAACUAAGUAUUCGGGAUUAUCUGUACACGAAAAGAAAACUACAGACAAUGCCUCUUGCAUAUCAAAUUUAGAAGUUUCCAAAAGUCAUGUAUCCCCUGAUAUAACAAUAGGAACAGUUUCUGGUUCUGGCAUUCCUUCCACAGUAACGCCAGAUGUAACAUCAAGUCCUGGAACUCAAAUGAAAUCUACCGAAGCGAAAUCUUCUCAACAUACAAAGGAAGAUAUAUCUAACACGUGGCCUUGGUCAGUAAAUCAAUUAGUUCGUAAUAAAUCUGAAGGAAAUCUUUUACAUAUUGAGUUUGAUUUAAGAGAAUAUCCUCCUGAAGAAAUUCGUGCGGGCGUAGUUAAUAACUGUUUAAUGGUAAGAGCAAAAAAGGCUACAGAAAUAAAUGAGCGAUCAAUCCAGAAAGAGUUUAAUUACGAUUUACGUCUUCCUGAAGGAACUAAAGCCGAAAAUAUCAAAAUAGAUUCGAGGGGAAAUGGAUUUUUCAUUUUGCAUGGCCCUCUUCCAAGUGUAAUCGAAAAACAAUAACAAAAUGAUAUUUUGGAAUAAUACAUUUUUAAUAUUUUCCUUCAAAUUUUAUGAAUAUUUAAAAAUAAAAUUAUUUUAAUUAAAACUGUA
Molecule: messenger RNA, 1692 nt
Organism: Centruroides sculpturatus (bark scorpion)
Lineage: Eukaryota; Metazoa; Arthropoda; Arachnida; Scorpiones; Buthidae
Exons: 4
Coding region: 103-1602 (499 amino acids)
Source: RefSeq, a predicted model, not a curated record